Messenger RNA from Balearica regulorum gibbericeps (East African grey crowned-crane), 864 nucleotides. RefSeq names its product sulfotransferase family 2B member 1 (gene SULT2B1). Gene Ontology annotation, molecular function: sulfotransferase activity. The record is from RefSeq and is a predicted model, not a curated record. NCBI's taxonomy places the organism in Eukaryota, Metazoa, Chordata, Aves, Gruiformes, Gruidae.
AUGCCGGUCCACUACGUGACGUAUGAAGGCAUUAAAUUCCCUCCUGCCUACAACUCUGAGCACAGCCUGAGUUUCACUCACAAUGAGUUCCUGGUGCGGGAUGAUGACAUCUUCAAUGUCACCUACCCCAAGUCUGGCACCGUGUGGAUGACCGAGAUCCUGAGCCUCAUUCGUAGCCGUGGCUGCCCUGGCUGGAGCCAAGCUGUCCUCAAUUCUGACCGCAUGCCCUGGUUUUCAACCCGUCUGGGUCUGGAGUCAGCCCUCAGCUACCCCUCGCCUCGCCUGCUGACCUGCCACCUCCCCAGGCACAUCUUCCCCAAGUCCUUCUCCCAUUCCAGUGCCAAGGUUAUUUACACCCUACGGGAUCCUCGAGAUGUUGUUGUCUCCUACUACUACUUUUCCAAGAUGUGCAACAGCUAUGAGGAUCCUACAUCCUUUGAGCAGUUCCUGAGGGACUUUCUGAAUGGAGAGUUGCCCCAUGGCUCCUGGUUCGAACACGUCCGAGGCUGGAUGGAGAUGAAGGACAUGGAGAAUUUCUUCUUCAUCACCUAUGAAGAGCUGAAGCAGGACCUGCGUGGCAGUGUGAGACGUCUCUGCCGGUUUCUGGGGCAGGAUUUGGAUGAUGAGGCCAUCUCAUCAGUGGUGCAAAAUGCGUCCUUCACGGCCAUGCGGCAGAACCCAAUGUGCAACUCCGUCCUGCUUCCUGCAGACAUCAUGGACCAGACGAAGGGCCAGUUCCUGAGGAAGGGCAUCUGCGGGGACUGGGAGAACCAUUUCACAGUGGCACAGAGUGAGACCUUCGACAAGAUCUACCAGGAGAGGAUGCGGGGCCUGAACAUGGCUUUUCCUUGGGACAGGCAUUAG